AUAUCGGAUUUGCAGAACACAACUAAAAAUAUUGCUUCCCGACAUUGAACAUUUUAAAGUAAAUCGGAAUUGUCAAUUCAAAAAUACUAGGUCUUAUUUUAUUCCUCUUACAUUCUAUGGUUGCUACCUCGAAGCCUAUGGUAGCUUUGGCCUACAACAUACAUAUAUGUACCGGCACAUCCUCUUUUCUUGCCCUCUCUCUCUUAAUCCAACCCAACAACUCCGUUACCACUAGAAUAUAUACAUUGAUUACUUACUUCUAUACAUUAGUGUCUAUAUUCUAAGGUAGCGUCAUCUUGUUCUCAUGGCACGUUUCUCCGGACAAAGACACGAUGACAGCAAGUCGGAACUUAUUACUGUAUUUUAACAUAGUCUUUAGCCCGUUGCAUUUACAGAGCUCUGGUUCGGUGCGAUACAAUGACGUGUGAAUUAUACAUUCACCUUUGUUUACAAACACGAGUCCCAAGCUUCAAUGGCAUCGAGAGGUAGGCCAAAUACUUAAUAGAUCUGGCCUGCUCCGAACCAUAUUUCGCCUGCCCAUAAAUCCGAUGAUUAAUUGCUAAGAAUCUCCAAAGAUUACUGUAGGCACAUAACAUACUCUAGACGACAACGUUUUUAUAAAAACCAGCGUCACGACGUAAAGAUCGAUUUCCGCUUUACCUAAUUCUACCGUCUUCCGGCAAGAACCUUUCUCUCUUUUCCCCUUCAGUCAGUUCAGAGUGAAGAGAUAUACAACAUGCCAGAUUAUGUACCAGCCCUCGUCCUUUGCGGGACCCAGGGCCCGGGGUUGGGUGAAUGUCCAACUAAUCAUUUGGAUAAUGACAUCAAUGUACAAGAGCCCGAAAAUGGAUACCCGGAGUUACAAGGCCUUAAUAAUCUCCAAAGUAGCAAUGAUGCAUGGCUCAUCGGUGAUGCCAUUGAAAAGGCCCUUGGGGUGUAUCGCGACAGUCUCCCAAAGCGGGUUUCCGAACGAAUCCACAUACCAGAUACCACUUUUCAAUUAUUUAACGCAACCGACCAUGAGCUCGUGAGUACCCUAGGGAAGAAGAAUGCGAAAUUCUUUAGAGGUUUCUCAAUGACCGAAUAUACGGUAUGGCCAAUCUGUGUUAAUCAGAGCCAUUGGCAAUUGGUAAUCAUCCGCAAGGCCAUGGAACCCUACCCGGUUGCAGCAAAGGGCGUGAAAGACAAGACACCGAGACCGACUGGAAACAGAUGGGGACGCGUUGUACAAGUUAGUGUUGUCGACUCUUGGAGAGAUCACAGCGCUCUUGUGAGAAGUACGAUGAUCCACCAAAGAAUAAGAGCUUUCCUCGAAGCCAAGGUUAACAGUCACGAGCUUGAGUUCUCAUUUGAGCCGAAUUAUCAGAUACAAAACACUUGGGCGCCCUGGCAAAGCGAUAACUGGUCUUGUGGUUACCGCACAUACUGGUCGGCUAAACAAAUCAUGGAUCGAAUUAUGGAAAUAUAUGUACAUGGGAAGAAUCCCGAGAUACUGUGGAAUGACCUGAACGGAUGGAUCAACCCUGAAUUUGUGCGUUGGGAAAUGGUUGGUUACAAUGCGUACGCGGCUGUCAAACAUAUGGAAUAUAACGCACGAGUCGCCGUGGAAAUGGUAAACACUAUUUCUGAAUAUGAUGGGGAGGCCAUGGCCGGGCCAGCACUGGAACCGUUAAAGGAUUUCACAGCGGAUAAUCCCGAAAAACCGGUCAUGAGGCGGGCUGUAUCGAGAAGCUCAGGACACACGGGUUUGAGUGAAGGCAGUAGCAAAGCGACAGCAAUCGUAAUCCAGGACGAAAGCACAACUGUACCGAGUGGCAAACCUCUAGGCAGUAGCAAAAAUACACCAAUCGUAAUCCUAGAUGACAAAGACAAAACUACAAUGUCAUUACUAGGAAAGAGGCAGCAAGACGAUGAGGAUACUGUUAUUGCGUUGGCGAAGAAACAGCAAGUUGCGACAAAUCUGGUCCUAACAAUACGUUCGCAUGAACGACAAUUACUACGUACACGAUCACAGGAAGAUCGAGGUCGUGGCCCUAGGCCCACGGACACCAAUGCGAUCUGGUCGCAACGUGGCUAAUCAAUACCAGUAGCGGGGCAUCCGUAUUCAAUCAUGAAUGACGGUUCGACAAUCGGAAUCAGAGUACAUAUAUGUAGGUAUACUAUCUUAUUUCAUCUACCUAAGCAACUAGGUAGGUACCUAUACUAAAUUAUACCUAUAAUCAACACAAAUAGGCAUAGUUGUAUACCUAGAGACAUCUGGAGUUAGUUUUGUUUUAUAGUUUUGUUUUAUAGUUUUCUUUUGUAGUUUUCUUAUUUUUGUUAUAGUUUUGAUGUAAAUUGAUUCUGUUGUCGUAGUUUUUGCUCCGUUUCCGAAAUGUUCACGAGGUGGGUACCUGGAU
Molecule: messenger RNA, 2399 nt
Organism: Hypoxylon trugodes
Lineage: Eukaryota; Fungi; Ascomycota; Sordariomycetes; Xylariales; Hypoxylaceae
Exons: 1
Coding region: 737-2077 (446 amino acids)
Source: RefSeq, a predicted model, not a curated record